Messenger RNA from Petromyzon marinus (sea lamprey), 794 nucleotides. Its product is annotated as protein S100-A1-like. NCBI's taxonomy places the organism in Eukaryota, Metazoa, Chordata, Hyperoartia, Petromyzontiformes, Petromyzontidae. The record is from RefSeq and is a predicted model, not a curated record.
UGAGAGCGAGCAGGUGUGAGUGGUGACGUCACUGGCCGCCCUGCAUAAAAGCCGCAACGAGAGGGGGCAACAGUCGUCGUCAAAGCUGCAGACGUCUUUUUCAGAUUCCUCUUGCGUACUGACUCGACCGUGCAUCGCUUGCCAAGAUGAGCGACCUCCAUGCAGCCACCCUGAAGCUCCUGGCCACCUUCAAUGAACUCGCCUGCGACAGUGCUGUGAAAGAUUGUCUGAAGAAGGAAAAGUUCAGGAGCUUCCUAAAGGGGGAUAAGGGCAAGAGUCUGAUCCAGAAUCCCGUGGAUGGGUUCGUGGUGAGCCGCAUCCUGAGGGACCUUGGUGAUGACAAAGAUGGGAACGUCGACUUCCUCGAGUUCGUGAUCACGAUCACGGCCUUGAAAUUCUGCUGCCACCCAAACUUCCGAGCGCACCACGAGCGGAAUGGCAGGACCCACGCGCUGUGCGCAUUCCAAGUGUAACGCGCCUGUUGCAUGAUACGGAUACUAUGAAAUAAACCGUGUGAUCACAUCAACGUGGCGUGCUUGUGACCUUGAUACUCUCUAGGUAUAGAAUCAAGUGCAGUGGUUAUCCAUGCAAUGUCGACGAUGGACAGCUACCAGGAUGAGUCUAGCGAUAUGGAACGUGCCAGAAAUCCUUUUCCUGCUUGCAGUUCUGAUUUAAUAACUGGCAGGAUAAUUACAGCUGUGCCUUACCAAGAUGGUUAUCCCUGCAUUAGAUUGGUUGCAAUUCACGGUUUUGCCCAUUUGAAGUAAAAAUAAAGUUGUCUUAAACGUUUCGGU